AAGGCGAGCUGAAGGCUCUGCCUGUAUUAUUUCGAUUGAACAGUUCAUACUAUCCCAUAAAGGAGAAACACGAACUUUAAUCCCCUGUGAGUAGCAUCCUUUUCGCUGCAAAUGUCAUAACUCAAGGGACUUUGUAGCUGGUUCUUCUCCUUGCUAAUAUUGGUGUAACGUGCUAUAGGACUUUCAUGGGUACUGACAAUAUUCUCGAUAGUGCCAAUCGCACGGGGCCGCCUAUGCAGCAGCAGCACCUCCGGAAUCAGGUACGCCCCCCUCCCGGUACAUCGCACCGUCCUCUGCUGGCAUCCGUUCAGGCUGGUCGUGUGCAGGUCCUCCCUUCGAGCUCCGGUGGAGUCCAGACACAAACACAAGCUCCGCGGGACACAUCCGGGACGCAUGUUGGCAAUCUUCCUCACCUAGACGUGUCGCAAGGAAGCAACAUAUCACCAUCGUCAUCCAUAGGAAGUCCGCUGCGACACUACCCCCCAUCGUCAUUCCAGCUGAAUAACUAUCCAGGACAAUACGCAAUAUCCCAGCAGCCCCCGCCAUUUCCAACCGCGCACCCACCAACUUAUACAUACACACACGCUCGUGGAUACGCACCACACUUUCCUCUGGAAUCUGGCCCGUAUCAACAAAAUCCGUUGGGAUCCCGACCCGUGAUACAGGCGCACUCACCACAUAAUACGGGCAGGCCUCCUUACCCGUUGGGUGGUAAUUCGGGAAUGCACUCCACUGCAAAUAGUCCUGCAACUCACUCUCCGCUACCUGUGCAGCAUCCUCCUCCUGGCGCAUCUGGUUCACAUAGCACAUUACAAUACCAGUCUGUGCGCUAUCCCAGUCCAUACACUCCUUACCGUUACGACCACGCAUAUCAGCCAAACCCAUAUCAGUGGUAUUACAGUCCUCCUGUCCCGCCUGGAUUUAACGAGGGGAUCCCCAUGCAUUAUCAACCUCGGUACCUAAUGAACUUCCCACCCUUGCAUGAUUCUCCUUCGGUCGACUUGGAGACACAUUUUUCUCAAGUCUCCAUUCAUGGUGGACCAACCUCACCUGUGCAGUCGACUGCUCCGCCGGCGGCUCUGCCUACAAGGUACCCACCUCAGGUUCCUCAGGUUGCAUUAGCAGCUCCCCAAUCAUCAUCGGCACCGGUAUCAAAUUCUCCCUUAAUAUUCGCUCGCCACGAACGUCAUGCUUCGCCCCCAUCAACCGUUACUUCUUCAUCUCGCCCUCAUUCUGAACGUCCCAUUGUACGUCGAGCUUAUCAUCCCAACCCCCCCUCCCACAGAUCCGAAUGGGUGAUGUGGAUAGGGAAUGUUCCAGGUGGGACCACCCACGACGAACUCUGGGGAUUUCUGAAACGCCCUCCUAUGGACAAUGACUCGUUUGAGUCUGACGCCAAUGGUGUCUUAUCGAUUUUCUUAAUCUCCCGGUCAAACUGCGCAUUUGUCAACUUUGACACGGAAGAGCACUUACAGCGCGCAAUCGUGCAAUUCAAUGGGCAACAGCUCCACCCACAUGACCGACGGGGUCCACGACUUGUUUGUCGAGUACGUCGCAAAGAGGAUGAUCUCCGUGCUGGGGUAGGUGGGCAACGGGGAAUGGGCGUGCACACUCGCUAUGUCCGCGAGCAAUCUCAGCAGGGACAAAUGAAUAAGCAGGUUGCUCCAAGUGAAGACGAUCAGUCAUCAUCUACCGGUCGCCGUUCGAGUCUAUCGAGUGAGUCUGGGCAUCCAGUGGCUGUGACUGCGUCAUCACAGUCGAGUGAUGAUGAAGCUACCAGAGCUCGCCAAGGUUCGCAACCCGGAGACAGUGUCAAGGCUCAAUCAAGUAGUUCCUAUUCGUCGACGAACUCCAGUUUUUUGUCCAGGCAUUUUCCGAAACGCUUUUUCAUUCUCAAGUCUUUGACGCAGGUUUGUGUUUCUAGAGGAUCACUAGUUCUGAUUUAUUUUUGAUGCUUUGACCUUGUAGUUUGACCUAGACUUGAGUGUUGAAAAUGGAUUGUGGGCAACUCAAAAGCAUAACGAGGCCAUUCUUGACCAGGCUUACCGCACUAGCAGCGAAGUUAUCUUGAUAUUUAGCGUGAACAAGAGCGGGGAGUUCUACGGAUAUGCACAGUAUGUAAAGUUCCAUUUUUUUUCCCGGUACUGAUUUUCU
This is a messenger RNA of Suillus subaureus, 2154 nucleotides long. RefSeq lists its product as uncharacterized. Gene Ontology annotation, molecular function: RNA binding. Bases 186 to 1952 code for a protein of 588 amino acids. The record is from RefSeq and is a predicted model, not a curated record. The transcript has a single exon. Lineage: Eukaryota; Fungi; Basidiomycota; Agaricomycetes; Boletales; Suillaceae.